CACAGAGAGGGGGCUUUCGUUUCUCUUUCUCUUUCACUUACCCCCUUGUGUUCGUCUAUAUAUAGACACAUCCCUCUUCUUACAAACCCACACACAGAGAGAGACAGAAAGAGAGAAAGAAGCAAGCAAACAAGCAGCACAAGGCAAAGCUAACUCUCUCUCAGCAAGCUUGAACAAAAUGGAGACCUUCCUAUUCACAUCUGAAUCAGUGAAUGAGGGACACCCUGACAAGCUGUGCGACCAGAUCUCUGAUGCAGUGCUUGAUGCCUGCCUUGCCCAGGAUCCUGACAGUAAAGUUGCCUGCGAAACUUGCACCAAGACCAACAUGGUCAUGGUUUUUGGCGAGAUCACAACCAAGGCCAAUGUAAACUAUGAGAAAAUCGUGCGUGACACUUGCCGUGCUAUUGGGUUUAUCUCUGAUGAUGUAGGUUUGGAUGCCGACAACUGCAAGGUCCUUGUUAACAUUGAGCAGCAGAGCCCCGAUAUUGCUCAGGGUGUCCACGGUCAUCUAACCAAGCGACCUGAGGAGAUUGGUGCUGGUGACCAGGGUCACAUGUUUGGUUAUGCAACUGAUGAGACCCCUGAAUUGAUGCCCCUCAGCCACGUUCUUGCAACCAAGCUUGGUGCUCGCCUGACAGAAGUUCGCAAGAAUGGUACCUGCCCAUGGCUGCGACCAGAUGGUAAAACCCAAGUGACUGUCGAGUACUACAACGACAAUGGUGCCAUGGUUCCCAUUCGUGUGCACACCGUCCUCAUCUCCACCCAACAUGAUGAGACCGUCACAAAUGAUGAGAUUGCUGCUGAUCUUAAAGAGCAUGUCAUCAAGCCUGUUAUUCCUGAGAAGUACCUGGAUGAGAAGACCAUCUUCCACCUUAACCCUUCCGGUCGCUUUGUAAUUGGUGGACCUCACGGUGAUGCUGGUCUCACUGGCCGCAAGAUCAUCAUUGACACUUAUGGUGGGUGGGGUGCUCAUGGUGGUGGUGCUUUCUCUGGAAAGGACCCCACCAAGGUGGAUAGGAGUGGAGCAUACAUUGUCAGGCAGGCUGCAAAGAGCAUUGUGGCCAAUGGGCUCGCCCGGCGGUGCAUUGUGCAGGUUUCUUAUGCCAUUGGUGUUCCUGAGCCCUUGUCUGUUUUUGUGGACACGUACAGGACUGGAAAGAUUCCGGACAAAGAGAUUCUCAAGAUUGUGAAAGAGAGCUUCGAUUUUAGGCCUGGAAUGAUUGCUAUCAACCUGGAUCUUAAGAGGGGUGGCAAUGGCAGGUUCUUGAAGACUGCUGCAUAUGGGCAUUUUGGCAGGGAUGACCCCGACUUCACAUGGGAAGUUGUGAAGCCUCUCAAGUCAGAGAAGAUUCAGGCUUAAUUAAGGCGUCAUUAUGGAUUACCGAACCAUAUUACUUUUUUUGGCUGCUUAUGUUUGCUUAUCGGUUCAUACCUUUUUUUCUUCUGUUGUUGCUAUUCAUUUUUUUGGCUAUGGGAGGUGAAAAACAAAAGAAGUGGGUGUGGAUUGCCUUUGUAGUCUCUAUGUAUUGCUUAUUGCUGCUGAGAGACAUAGUAAUAUCCACAAGAAAAUGAGUGCACUAGACAGUACAUUGUGAAAUGAUGUGAUUGUUUACAAAGAUUUUAUUUUAAUACUAAUCAUAAGCCGGCUCUUCCGUUAA
Camellia sinensis is the source of this 1658-nucleotide messenger RNA. It is a transcript of the gene MTO3, whose product is annotated as S-adenosylmethionine synthetase family protein. Gene Ontology annotation, biological process: S-adenosylmethionine biosynthetic process. Gene Ontology annotation, molecular function: methionine adenosyltransferase activity; ATP binding. NCBI's taxonomy places the organism in Eukaryota, Viridiplantae, Streptophyta, Magnoliopsida, Ericales, Theaceae. The record is from RefSeq and is a predicted model, not a curated record.